This is a messenger RNA of Truncatella angustata, 981 nucleotides long. Its product is annotated as Rad1/Rec1/Rad17. Gene Ontology annotation, biological process: DNA repair; DNA damage checkpoint signaling. The record is from RefSeq and is a predicted model, not a curated record. Gene Ontology annotation, cellular component: nucleus; checkpoint clamp complex. The coding region runs from base 1 to 981 and encodes 326 amino acids. NCBI's taxonomy places the organism in Eukaryota, Fungi, Ascomycota, Sordariomycetes, Amphisphaeriales, Sporocadaceae. The transcript is spliced from 2 exons.
AUGGCCGCCUCCACCACCGGUUCAGUUCCUCCGCAACCACCCUUGUUCCGAGCCAUCACAAGCUCCACGAGGCAGAUAUACCAACUUUUGAAAUGCAUCAGUUUCACUCCAAAAGCUCACGUUCAGAUCACCAAAGACGGCAUCAGGUUUGCCGCCGACCAUUCCAGAGUCAUGCAAGGAGUUGCAUUUCUGGACAAGGCCCUCUUCACCAAAUACUCUUUGACCCUCCCAGACAAUGAGGAUGUCGCUCUACCUCAGUUUCAGAUCAAUCUAGCCGCCUUUUUGGAAGCACUGCAAAUCUUUGGGGCCACGGAUGUGGCUGCCAGACAAGCCAAGGCCGAGGCCGAGUCAUACCGGAGCAACUUACGGAAUUACCGUCCGGACGCCUUCAAUCACCAGACCUUGGGCAUGCAAGGCACCUGUUCUCUUCUAUACGAGGAAGACGGUUCGCCACUCAGCAUCAUCAUGGAGGAGACUGGUGUCAAGACUCGGUGCAACAUGAUGACCUACACUCCGGAUCAGCCAGAUGAUAUCCCUUUCGAUCGAGAUGACUUGACCUUCAAGAUCAUUAUGCAGGCAAGAUGGCUGUUGGAUGCACUUUUUGAGCUAGCCCCCAUGUCACCUACGCGCAUCACUAUCACCGCUUUACCUAAUGCUCCAUACCUGAGUCUCUCCAGUGGCGGAUCCCUCGGCAGCGCAAGUGUUGAUUUCUCCAGUGGGCGAGAUCUCCUUGAGACCUUCUCCGUCCGGGAGAAGUGGGCACAAGGUUUCAAGUUCGAUCUUAUCAAGUCCGCUAGUGAAGCGAUGCGCAUAGCAAGCAAAGUCAGCUUCCGUGGCGACGGCCAAGGUGUCCUGAGUCUGCAGUUUAUGGUCGAGGUUGAGGGUGGCGCUGUCAGCUUCUUAGAUUUCCGAUUUGUCCCUUACGCCGAGAACACAAUGGACGAUGAGGACACCAACUCUGACGAGAAUAUGUUCGAUUGA